CUCUCUUUCUCUCUCUCGACUGUACAUGGCGACGGUUUGCGUUAGAAAUGUUGGUACUUCGCCGGAGAAGAAGCUAUCAACGGCGAGUUACUCUUGUAGAGGCUCCAAAAUGUCAGUGAUGAGCCAAAAGUCUCAACCGUCGGAUCCUAAGUUAGAAAACGAAGAUCCUGUAGACUUUGAGUUUCUUCUCGAAGAUCCCGUCACAAUGUUAUCCGCCGACGAGCUUUUCUCCGACGGCAAACUAAUCCCGCUUAAGUUUUCCGGCGCGGUUAGUUCGAGGGAGAAGCCUAUAACAACAGCCGUUAACACGGCGGCGAAACCAUGCCGAAGAUUAGAGAUGGAGAGUGCUGAUCCUUACACCUUCUCUCCGAGAGCUCCACGUUGCACCAUGAGAUGGCGUGAGCUUCUAGGCCUUAAGAGACUCACCAAAACGCCGGAAGAAGCGUCCUCGCCGCCUUCGCGGUUGUCUUCUUCUACUCCAAACCCCAAAACGGCGUCGUUUAGGUAUUUACUCAACCGAAGCUCCAAAUCUUCUAAGGACUCGGACAUAUCGGAGACGUCAACGUCGGUCUCCUCUUCACGUCUCUCACUCUCUUCCUCCUCUUCCUCGGGCCACGACCUCGACGACGUUCCUAGGCUCUCUCUAGACCGGGACAACAAACCCAACAACGCUCCAAACCCGUUUGCCCGGUCACGUGCCCCCCACCACCACCACCAACUUAGGAAGCCACGACGUCAUUCACCAUCUGAUAAAACGACGGAGAGGGCCUUGACGGUGACGGCGGAUAGUCCGAGACUAAAUGCUUCAGGGAAGAUCGUGUUUCAUGGGCUCGAGAGAAGCUCUAGCAGUCCCGGUAACUUCACAGGCGGACCAAGAAUGAAACAUCACCAUGGGAUGCCGAGAUCUCAGUCUGCUAAUGUGAGAAUCACUCCUGUUCUUAAUGUUCCUCUCUCUUCCCUCCGUGGUGCUUCGAAACCGGGUCUCUCUUUUGGCCAGCUUUUCGCUUCUUCGUCAGGGAACAACAUUACCAAGAACCAAGACUAGCUAAACCGGAUUCUAAUUGUACUUGAACCGGCUUUAGUAGCAAAGAGCUUCGUUUUAGUGGGGUGGUUUUUCAUCAGAUGAGGUUAGAUUUGGGUUCAAAAUGUAAAUAAAGAGAAAUAUAUGAUUUUCUAUUAUGUUCUGCAUGGAGCGAGUUGUUCGAAACUGGAGAAAACAAGACAGUCAUUAAAAUACUGUAGCAAGAGUAAGAAGUGCUUCCCAU
Molecule: messenger RNA, 1265 nt
Organism: Brassica oleracea var. oleracea
Lineage: Eukaryota; Viridiplantae; Streptophyta; Magnoliopsida; Brassicales; Brassicaceae
Exons: 1
Coding region: 26-1045 (339 amino acids)
Source: RefSeq, a predicted model, not a curated record